UAUUUGUGCACUAAUGCGACUCCCCCAUUCAUCUGAGCGUAGCUGGAGUAAGACAUGCGCAGUGCGGACGACUAAAACGAACGGAAUUCAAAGUUUCCGACGAAGCAACGAGAGAUGUUUGGGUUUCAUAAAUCGAAGAUUUAUCGCAGUCAUGAGGGUUGCUGUAUCUGUAAAACCAAGUCGUCCAGCUCCCGGUUUACAGACAGCAGCAGAUACGAGGAAAACUUCCGACUCUGCUUUGGUUUAUCUGAGGACAGAGUUGGUGAUAUCUGCAAUGCCUGCGUGCUGCUAGUAAAAAGAUGGAAGAAAUUGCCACUUGGAUCCAAGAAGAACUGGAGCCAUGUUGUGGAUGCAAGAGCAGGGCCUGGCUUCAAGUUGACAAAACCGAAAAAAGUGAAGAAUAUUGAUGGGAAGAAAAAAAGCAAGCUGAAGAAGCUGCAUAAAUUUAAACGACAAAAUUCUGAUGCCCACAGCACUACAUCCAGCAUGUCUCCUUCUCAGUCUCCCAGCCACAGUAACCAGUCUGAUGAUGGCUCAGACAUCGAGACUAAGCAAAGGCGUCCAACCCCAGCUGGCUUCUCGUUCCUCGACCUCUCCUACUGGAAAAGGCAGAAGGUGUGCUGUGGGAUUGUCUACAAAGGGCGUUUUGGUGAGGUAAUUAUCGAUCCUCGUCUUUUCAAGCCCUGCUGCAGCACCAAAGAGCGGGCAGCGCUGGCAUCCACCGCAGACUCUCAGAACUCCAAAACACCAACCUCUCCCCUCCCAGAGGACUUAAAGGAGACUUGGUGAUCAGUUUACCGCACCUCCUCCAGUGUCUCGUUGAGGCUCCCUAGCUUUGUCUCCAGUGGCAGACUCAAAAAUCAUUCCCACAUUAGUUCACUGUGUAUGAAUGCCGUUGAAUAUUUUCCCUGUUUUUUGUUAUGUUAGCAAUUUGU
Colossoma macropomum (tambaqui) is the source of this 935-nucleotide messenger RNA. RefSeq names its product SIN3-HDAC complex associated factor, like (gene sinhcafl). NCBI's taxonomy places the organism in Eukaryota, Metazoa, Chordata, Actinopteri, Characiformes, Serrasalmidae. Gene Ontology annotation, biological process: negative regulation of cell migration. The transcript is spliced from 6 exons. The record is from RefSeq and is a predicted model, not a curated record. The coding region runs from base 115 to 789 and encodes 224 amino acids.